AUGUCUACUUUCACUGAGACAAACAUCUACAGCAUGCCUCGAGUUUACGCAAACACGUGUCCUGAGGCAGAGUCAUCAUCAUCAUCAUCACUCAUGCUCCGUCUUGAAGGAUCUGGAGAGAAACCUCGGAGUGAGGUUGUGCAUGACAGUUCCAAAUCAUAUAGAAAGGGUUCCCUCACGAUCACGCCGGUUUUGCACCCUUGUACAGAGAGCUCUACCAGGAGUACAUCGUUUGGAGCCCAGGUCGACGGUAUAGAUUGGAGCAGACCAAUACCGGAAGAUAUAAUUGCACAGCUAAUAGAAAUACAAGAUGAGUACGCCGUGCUCAUCUUUCGUAAAACGGGUCUCGAUAACAACCGACACGUCGCUUUCUCGCAACAACUUGGGCAGAAACUGGAAAUUAAUCCCUUCUUUUAUGGUCGUGAGAACGAUCGAAUAGGAGACCCAUUUCUUUGGGACGUUAGCAAUAUCAAUCGAGACGGGAGCAUUGUGCAACCAAACUCUCGCAGAUGGCACCACAGCCUCGGAAAUGCAUUGUGGCACACGGACUCCUCAUACCACCAAGAACGCUCCAAGUAUUCUCUUCUCUUGUCACACGGAACUCCUGCUAGGGGCGGGUCCUGGACGCAUUUUGCCGACACGCGACAAGCAUACGAAGACCUCCCGCAAGCAGUCAAGGGAAUGUUAGAUGACCUGGUGGUGGAGCAUGAUCUCUGGCAUUCGCGUCGAUUAGGAUCGCCGACAAUCUUCAAAGAGCCUUUGCCGCAAGAACGAGCGACAAAACCCCCCGCGUACCACCGUUUGGUUCAACAAGCUCCCGCACAAGGGCGGAAGGCACUGUAUAUUGCUGCCCACGCCAAGCUCAUCGUGGGAUGGUCAUACGAAGACAGUCAAAAAUUGAUUUGGAAAUUGAUUGAUUGGUGUACGCAACCGAAAUAUGUCUUCAGCAUGGAGUGGUUGGAUGGUGGCGAUAUGGUCUGGUGGGACAAUCGCCAGUCGAUGCACCGCGCCAAUCCAUAUACCGCGAGUAUGACUGCUCGUGACGUACGAAGAGCAACUAUCAUCGACGAUGGGCCUUUUGCUUGGGGUGUCAUGGACCAAGAGGUUGCUGCGGCGAAGCAAAAAGCCGAGAAAAUCAGCAUGGGACAAUUGGAUUUCCCCCAAAACCCGUAG
Exophiala oligosperma is the source of this 1173-nucleotide messenger RNA. RefSeq lists its product as uncharacterized. Gene Ontology annotation, molecular function: oxidoreductase activity. The coding region runs from base 1 to 1173 and encodes 390 amino acids. The record is from RefSeq and is a predicted model, not a curated record. NCBI's taxonomy places the organism in Eukaryota, Fungi, Ascomycota, Eurotiomycetes, Chaetothyriales, Herpotrichiellaceae. The transcript has 6 exons.